AUGUAUGCACAGAUUAUUCUGGUGUUCGUCGUUCUCUACAUUGACUCUUUCAUAACAGCUGCACCAUUAUCAAUUAAUGAUCGUAUGAACAAUGGAAAUGUGAUAUCAUUGAAAAUUGAAAAUGCCGAAACUGGUCAAGCUAUUCCAUCAACAAUGCAUGGUAUUAUUCUGGAAACAAAUAUUAAUCGAGACGAUGAUGGUGGUUUGGUCGAUCUUUGGAUGGAUAGUCAAUCAUCGAUAUCUCUCAGUAACGAUCAACCGUUAACUAGCGCUCUACCAGUUCAAAUGGAGUUUUCAAUCAAUACUCCUUCAGCUGCAGCAUCUGGUAUUAGAAACGGUGGUUUCUAUGGAAUAAAUCUUCUAGCUCAAAAUUAUACAACAACCCUCUUCGCUCGAUCAUUGACAGGUUCAGAAGUGUCAGGCGGCAAAGUGAACUUCGGCUUUAGCGAUUCGAGCGGUCAAACUAUUUAUGGUCAAACUACGAUAGAUGCAAUCAAAGCACCUGUGAAUACUUGGUUUUAUCUUACAUUCGUUAUAACGGUUUCCACUGCUGCUCCGACUACAAAGAAUUUUUUCUUUAUCGAAUUUCCAGAAGGUACUCAAGGUGACUUUGAAUUCAAUCUGAUAUCUUGCUUUCCAUCAACAUUCAAUAAUCGACCAAACGGAGCUCGUGCCCAACAAUAUCUGAACGCUUUAUUUGGAAUAACACAAUUGGGUUUUUGGAGAACCGACCAGGGCGACCAGGAUCUUGGACUGAUAGAAAUAUUAGCUUUCGCUGAAGCUAUUGGCGCAACACCAGUUCUAGCGGUUUAUGCUGGUUACUCACUCGAUGGUAAACCCGUACCGCGGGAUCAGCUACAACCUUACACCGACGAAGUAAUCAAAGAACUAGACUUUCUAACUGCGUCAGCAGAUGAUGAUCAAAUGGGUGCUCUACGCAAACGUUUAGGUCGAAGUCAACCGUUUGACAUUCGAUAUGUUGAGAUUGGUAAUGAAGACUUUCUUGGUCCUGUACCGAGUUCGUAUGGUUACCGAUGGACUGCUUUUCAUAAUGCUCUCUCUCAACGAUAUUCCUAUAUCACAUUUAUUGCAACAACAACUGGCUACAUCAGUCCGCCACCAACUGUCGAUGAUCAUGACUAUCAAGUGCCGUUAUAUUUUUUAGAAAGAUUUCGUCGCUAUGAAACUGUGCCACGACCAGGACCCAAAGUACUCGCUGGAGUAGUGAUCAAAUCAACUUCAUAUCUCGCACAAAAAAUGUUUGGUGAAAAUCUUGGAAAUUUUAUACUGCACUCUACCGCUGCAAAUAAUACUAUGGAACAUCAAUCGAUCCGGAGUGGACAGGGGGGCGAUGGUAAACUCGGCAAUCUUUAUUUUGUUGCAACAAAGCGCAUCAGUGACAACAAACUUAUUGUUAAAUUAGCUAGUGUAGAUGAAAACGAUAUUCUUGUUAAAGCUCAGAUUCAGGGUUCGACAAUCUCAAAUACAGAUGUUGCUUACAUUCUAACAGCUGGUUCAGGCGUCAAUCCUUCGAAAGUACAGAACACAUUCACUAAUCCCAAUGCGGCAUCGAUUGCUACAACACCAAUAUCAGUAACGAACGGUGUUUGGUCAAUGACUAUUCCGUCUUGGAGUGUUGCUGUUGUUACUCUUUCUGUAUAA
Molecule: messenger RNA, 1662 nt
Organism: Adineta ricciae
Lineage: Eukaryota; Metazoa; Rotifera; Eurotatoria; Adinetida; Adinetidae
Source: the annotation of a GenBank genome assembly